ACACGUUAUAGAAGCCUUUUGGCUUCUGUUCCUGUGGGAACAUUCCUGGUUGCAGCUCCACCGAGUGUAGGGAAGCUGUACCUUUUGCACCGACGGUUAUUUCCUAGUUUGGCUGCAAAAAAAAAAAAAAAAAAAAUGCCUGAAGGACCAGAGCUCCACCUGGCCAGCCUGUUUGUGAACAAGGUGAGUGAUGGAGUUGUGUUUAGUGGGCCGGUCAGGAAAUCCGAGGUCAGCAAAAGUCCUGAUGUGCCCUUCACUUGUGAGGCAUAUCGCAUCACUGCCACCUCCAGAGGGAAGGAAGUGAAGCUCACACUGACGCCCAUCAAGAGUGAUGAGCCCGAAAAGAGGACAAAAUCAGGACAGGCGGAACAGCCCAUGGACAUAGUCUUUCGCUUUGGGAUGUCGGGCUUUUUCCGCUUCACUGGAGAGGAUGAUCUUCCCAAACAUGCCCAUCUGCGGUUUUAUACCAAAGAGACGCCCUGCAGAGUGCUCAGUUUUGUGGAUGCACGCAGGUUUGGCGGCUGGCAGCCCGAUGGAACAUGGCAGCCUGACAGAGGGCCUUGCAUCAUGUUUGAGUACAAAAGCUUCAGGGACAACAUUUUGUCACACAUAUCCGACCGUGCCUUUGACCGGCCAAUUUGUGAAGUCCUGCUGAAUCAAAAGUACUUCAACGGUAUUGGGAACUACCUGAGAGCUGAAAUACUUUACAGGUUAAACAUCCCACCGUUUGUUUCUGCCCGGGAGGUCCUGGAAGGCCUUGAGUCAGACGAUUUGCUCGAGAAUGAGAAACCUCUGAAGAAUGAGAUUGCAGACGCCAAGACUUCAGAGAAGGUUCAAAAGAAAAUGAAACAAGAGGAAGGUGACCUGAUCCGGCUUUGUCACACAGUACCCCUGGAAGUGAUCGGCCUAGGUGGUAAGGGCUAUGAUCCUGAGAAGGCAGAUUACUCUGCAUUUAAGGCGUGGCUGCGGUGUUACUACGUAGAUGGAAUGAAAUCUAUCAGGGACCACAAUGGCAGAACUAUGUGGUUUACGGUGAGUAAAGUAAACUUUAUUGUAAAUCUUUGUCAGACAAUGUACCGUACUUGCACUAAUAUCCACUGCUCUGGUUUUCAGGGAGAUCCAGGCUCCAUGGCACCCAAAAAUUCAAAGUCACCCAAACCAAAAAAGAGAGCCAAAAAAGAAGACGACGACCAUGACUACACAACCAAGACAAAGGUUUCCAGAAGUCGGUCUGACGGCGCGAGGAAGAAGGUAGUCAAACAGGAAAGUGAGACCAAAACAAAGAAGAAAGAAAAGACCGUACAUCCGAAGGAAGCUCCUUCAGGGAGAAGCAAGACUAAGAAGAAACAGGAAGAAAACACACAGCAACGUAAAACAAGAGCAAGCACACGUAGGCGGGAAAGCAGCAGCGCGGAGCCAGCGACAGGUCUACAGGGACGAAGUGGGAGAGGGAGCAGGAAGGGCGGCAAAUAAAAACCACCGAGGGACAGUUUUUAUACUUUUAUACUUGGAAAUACUUUCGAAUAAAGAAAUAGUUUUUACAAAA
Molecule: messenger RNA, 1546 nt
Organism: Cololabis saira (Pacific saury)
Lineage: Eukaryota; Metazoa; Chordata; Actinopteri; Beloniformes; Belonidae
Gene: neil1
Product: nei-like DNA glycosylase 1
Exons: 9
Coding region: 136-1473 (445 amino acids)
Biological process (GO): base-excision repair
Cellular component (GO): nucleus
Molecular function (GO): nucleic acid binding; DNA N-glycosylase activity; zinc ion binding
Source: RefSeq, a predicted model, not a curated record